Messenger RNA from Colius striatus (speckled mousebird), 1215 nucleotides. It is a transcript of the gene VAMP4, whose product is annotated as vesicle associated membrane protein 4. NCBI's taxonomy places the organism in Eukaryota, Metazoa, Chordata, Aves, Coliiformes, Coliidae. Gene Ontology annotation, biological process: Golgi ribbon formation; vesicle-mediated transport. The transcript is spliced from 8 exons. Gene Ontology annotation, cellular component: membrane. Bases 149 to 574 code for a protein of 141 amino acids. The record is from RefSeq and is a predicted model, not a curated record.
CGCUCGGCGCGCCCGGCGGAGCGCCGAGCUGGUCGAUGGGACAGCUGACUCGCCGCCAGCGCACCGGCCAUUUCCCGCCGGCCCGGCCCGGAGCGGAGCCCGGCUUCUCCUCCCGGGCGCGAAGCCGCCUCUCCCGCAGGCAGGGACCAUGCCUCCCAAAUUCAAGCGGCACCUGAACGACGAUGAGGUGACGGGAUCAGUGAAGAGCGAGCGGAGGAACCUGUUGGAGGAAGAUUCAGAUGAAGAGGAAGACUUUUUCUUGAGAGGACCUUCUGGACCAAGAUUUGGACCCAGGAAUGACAAGAUCAGGCAUGUCCAGAACCAGGUGGAUGAAGUCAUUGAUGUUAUGCAGGAGAACAUCACGAAGGUGAUUGAAAGAGGCGAGCGGCUGGAUGACCUGCAGGAUAAGUCAGAAAGUUUAUCAGACAAUGCAACAGCUUUUAGCAAUAGAGCCAAGCAGCUCCGGAGACAGAUGUGGUGGCGAGGCUGCAAGAUGAAGGCAAUCAUAGCGCUGGUGGCAGUUGUUCUCCUGCUGGUGAUCAUUGUACCCAUAGUCCUGAAGUACCAUACCUGACAAUGCAGCUGGAGGCUUCGAUGGAGCUGGCUCUGGGAUAACCAAACUGCUGUGUAAUUUAAGUGAGAUAUCUGUAUAUAGCUUUGAAAUUGUUUUUCUGCAAGGAGUGAGGACAUGGCGGCAAGUAUCCAGUUCUAACUAAGCGUUUUAAGAACUGCCAAAUGACCCUUUUAUUUUUGGUUGAGUACCUGUUCCUGCUGUCAGACUUUUUCCUGUAACAGAAGAUUCAGUUCCCAGUCUGCCUGUUCUGUGGAAUUCUGGUUUGGAGCUGGCUACAUGCCACUUGCCACUACGGUUUGUCUGUAUAUAUGGUUUAGUUCUAAUAUUGAUAAUGAUACCACUUGAGCAGUUCCUCACUGCCUGCAGUGGAAGGCAGAGGGGACUCUGUCCUUCUGAAGCAAAGGUGGGGGAAAAUGUCUGAAGAGAAAAAUACCAUUAUGUUACAGGGAACUCGCCUUUCUGUGGAGAAAUGCAAGGUGUUGUUUCUCUCUUGUUCAAAAAGUGAAAAAAAGGAAAUGAUUGGGUUUUACAAUCCAGAAGACUUUCUGGUCCUGCUAUCGGAAUGCACAAGCUCAGUGUUUUCAGUAUUGCUGCUUACAGCUGUGACGAAAGACAUUCCAGUAAACCUAUUUUUGACUGUA